AUGGCUGAACGAAUCUUGAUGAAUGAAUUUAAGGGCCUGCUGAAAGAGAAGUGGGUGCAUGCCGAGUUACACAAUGACGACAUCUUCAACUGGGACAUCGCUUUGGUGGUCAUCAACCCGGACUCCCUGUACUAUGGCGGGUACUUCAAAGCCUCCAUGAAGUUCCCCUCAAAUUACCCUUACGCCCCACCCAAAUUCCGCUUCCUGAAACCCCUCCACCACCCCAACAUCUACCCAGAUGGCAAACUAUGCAUCUCCAUCCUCCACGCACCCGGUGACGAUGAAAUGUCCGGAGAGUUAGCUUCCGAGCGCUGGUCACCUGCCCAGCGAGUGGAGUCCGUCUUGAUCUCGAUUCUCUCUCUCCUAGACGACGCCGAGCCCUCUUCACCAGCCAACGUCGACGCCGCCGUCUUGCUGCGCAACGAACCGAGCAUAUACCGGCAGCUCGUCAAAGCCGACGUGGAAGCCUCGAAACAGGAUAUCCCCGCAGGCUUUGAGAUGCCGACCCACGAGACAACCGCGGUGACCGAUCCUACCGAGAAGGAAGAUCAUGAUUUCUGGGCUGAUAGCGAUGUCGACAGCGAUGUCUUCGGAGGCAGUGAUUCUGAAGACGAUCUUGACAUGGAGCAGUCCAGCGGUAGCGACAUGGAUAUGGAGGAUGAGUCGGAUGAUGAGUCGGCUGAGGAACCACGAACGAGCCAGGCAAAGGCCUGA
Molecule: messenger RNA, 714 nt
Organism: Penicillium brevicompactum
Lineage: Eukaryota; Fungi; Ascomycota; Eurotiomycetes; Eurotiales; Aspergillaceae
Exons: 3
Coding region: 1-714 (237 amino acids)
Biological process (GO): proteasome-mediated ubiquitin-dependent protein catabolic process; protein polyubiquitination
Molecular function (GO): ubiquitin conjugating enzyme activity
Source: RefSeq, a predicted model, not a curated record